UGUUGUUGUUCAUCGCAUUCUCUACAAUUCUCAUUUUUCUCUCACUUUAUUAGAUUUAUUAUUGAUUUAAAUAACUUUCAUUAAAAAUUAAUUAAGAGAAGGACAAAUAAAAACAACAACAUUGAUGGUGGAAAAUUGCGCAAUUUGGAUUCCAGCAACAUAAAUCUCCAGGGUACAAUAGAGGGAUUUCAGUGAUUCUGUUCUUGGUUUUGAUCACAACAUGGCUCAAAAUGGUACUACUUGUCCAAAGCCGAUGCAGGCUACCUCUACCGGAGUCUUCCAAGGAGAGAACCCUCUUGAUUACGCCCUGCCCCUUGCAAUUGUACAAAUAAUCCUCGUUAUUGUACUCACUCGUACCUUGGCUUUCUUGCUUAGACCUCUGAGGCAGCCUCGUGUCAUUGCUGAGAUUAUUGGAGGUGUGCUACUAGGCCCAUCUGCUUUUGGUCGCAGUGAGAAGUUCCUGCAAACAAUAUUCCCUCCGAAGAGUCUACCAGUAUUGGACACACUUGCCAACCUCGGCCUCAUCUUCUUUCUCUUCCUUGUAGGCCUAGAAUUGGAUCCAAAAGCAUUACGCCGAACAGGGAAAAAAGCCAUGAGUAUUGCAGUUGCAGGCAUAUCUUUACCCUUUGCUAUGGGAAUUGGUACAUCAUUUAUCCUCAGAGCAACCAUUUCAAAAGGCGUUAGCCAAGGUCCAUUCAUUGUAUUCAUGGGGGUUGCCCUCUCUAUCACCGCCUUUCCUGUCUUAGCCCGUAUAUUAGCUGAGCUUAAGCUCCUAACCACUGAUGUAGGCCGAAUGGCCAUGUCAGCAGCUGCAGUCAAUGACGUGGCAGCCUGGAUUCUACUUGCUCUAGCCAUCGCACUCUCUGGGACAGGAUCAUCUCCUCUAACUUCACUAUGGGUAUUCCUGUGUGGUGCAGCUUUUGUUGGUUUGUGUAUUCUUAUAGUCCCUCGUAUCUUUAAGUGGAUUAGCCGGCAUUGCCCUGAUGGUGAACCCGUGGAUGAGAUCUUUGUUUGUGGUACGUUAGCAGCAGUUUUGGCAGCUGGGUUUGUGACCGAUACUAUUGGAAUCCAUGCUCUUUUCGGGGCAUUUGUUCUUGGUAUUCUAGCACCAAAGGACGGACCAUUUGCCAGUGCUAUGGUAGAAAAGGUGGAGGAUCUUGUAUCGGGCCUACUCCUUCCUUUGUACUUCGCUUCAAGCGGUCUUAAAACAAAUGUAGCCACCAUUCAAGGGGCUCAGUCUUGGGGACUUCUACUGCUUGUUAUAGUAACUGCCUGUUUCGGCAAGGUUGUUGGGACUGUUGUUGUUUCCCGCCUCUGUAAAGUGCCUCUUGAUGAGGCUAUUGCUCUCGGGGUUCUAAUGAACAGCAAAGGAUUGGUCGAGCUGAUUGUCCUCAACAUUGGAAAAGAUCGAAAGGUACUGAAUGAUCAAACCUUUGCAAUUAUGGUUUUAAUGGCCUUAGUUACCACUUUCAUGACAACACCAAUCGUGAUGGCGGUGUAUAAACCAGCAAAGAGAGGAAACGCGUAUAAACUAAGAACAAUACAAAGAAAGGAUCCAAGCUCUCAACUCCGAAUCAUGGCAUGUUUCCAUGGUGCAAAGAGCAUCCCGACAAUGAUCAACUUAAUUGAAGCUUCCCGAGGAACAGAGAAGAAGGAAGGGCUUGCAGUCUACGCAAUGCAUCUCAUGGAGCUCUCUGAAAGGUCUUCUGCUAUUCGGAUGGUCCAUAAAGCCCGAAACAACGGGCUUCCUUUCUGGAAUAAAGGGAUGCAGUCAGACUCGGACCAAGUUGUGGUUGCCUUUGAGGCGUAUGGACAACUAAGUCAUGUCCAAAUCAGGCCCAUGACUGCAAUCUCCCAUUUCUCAAACAUGCAUGAAGACAUAUGUGCUAGUGCUGAGAGCAAGAAGGCUGCCCUCAUUAUCCUCCCUUUCCACAAACACCAGAAAUUUGAUGGAUCAUUGGAAACCACAAGACAUGAAUAUAGAGUAAUUAACAAGAAGGUCCUUCAACAUGCGCCUUGCUCAAUCGGUAUAUUAGUAGACCGGGGGCUUGGUGGUUCAUCGCAUGUUUCAGCAAGUAAUGUUGACUCUACCAUCACUGUUUUCUUCUUUGGCGGGCCUGAUGAUCGUGAGGCGUUGGCACUUGGUGAACGGAUGUCUGAACACCCAGGAAUUACUCUUGUAGUGGUACACUUUAGGGCAGACCCUAACAUGGAAGGAGCUGAAAUGGUGGCUAUUGAUGUUAAUGAUGGUAGUAGCAAUGGAGGGUCCAAAUCAGGUGAUGAGGAAGUUAUUGAUGCUGUUAAGCAGAAAAUAUCCAAAGACGGGUCAAUUAAGUACGAGGAAAGAGUAGUUCGAGCAACUUGUGAUACUAUUAAUACGAUUAAGGAAUUUAGCCGUUGUAAUAUGGUUUUGGUGGGACGAUCACCAGAAGGUAUGGUAGCAGCUACUUUCAGUCUUAAUGUCAAGUCUGAGUACCCGGAAAUAGGCCCGGUUGGGGGGUUGUUGAUAUCUCAGGAAGUCUCAACAAAUGCAUCUCUAUUAGUGCUUCAUCAGUACAGUGGUGGCGCAAGGCCGGUAACCAUAGAUAUGGAUCAGGUUACUGAUGGGACUGAAACUGAAUAAUCAAAACUUGGUUGAAUAACACAUUCUUAUGCUUGGUGACUUUCCUUUUAAUGCAGAAAAAAAAGAUACAAAGAUACAGGUAUGUAGAUAAUUCAUAAUCUCAACUUGAGACUUUGGAAAAAUUUGUUUUCCAGAGUAUUUUAGUUGUUUUUAAGGCUAUUCCUUGGUUGUUGGAUUGGCCUUUUACGAAAUCUCAUGACAUUUCUGUACAAUAAUCGGAUAAGUCGCUGAGCUGAAGCGAAACUUGGGUUUUUCACAAGCUGUAGAAGUAUAUAUAUACUCUCAAAGUCUCUAUUGUAUCAACUCUUAUACAGCUAGUAUUUUUGGAUUCUAUGAUCUUCUUCUAUAACAAGGAGUAGUGAAUUGUGAUUGUC
Messenger RNA from Spinacia oleracea (spinach), 2997 nucleotides. RefSeq names its product cation/H(+) antiporter 18. Gene Ontology annotation, molecular function: antiporter activity. Bases 221 to 2623 code for a protein of 800 amino acids. Gene Ontology annotation, biological process: regulation of pH; proton transmembrane transport. NCBI's taxonomy places the organism in Eukaryota, Viridiplantae, Streptophyta, Magnoliopsida, Caryophyllales, Amaranthaceae. Gene Ontology annotation, cellular component: membrane; endomembrane system. The transcript is spliced from 4 exons. The record is from RefSeq and is a predicted model, not a curated record.